AUGAAAGAGGAGAAGAAAGAAUAAAGGUUGGGUUGGGGGUUUUAGGAAAGGGUUUCACGCACAGAUUCUGUGCAUGAAAGGGACAAAAUGUAAAUGUACACUUUGGUUCCUUUUUUUUUAAUGGGUUAGUUUGGUUCCAAUUUUUUUUUUUUUUUUUGGGUUACAAAAGUGUUGAGCUCGUUUUUUAGAUGACAUCAUUACUAUUCACAACUUUUAAGCAUUUUAAAGGGUCUCAAACUUUACUAUAUUUACCAAAUUAAAUGUGGCAACCUAAGUAAUAAAGGAAUAAAGUAGGGUUAAAUAUAUGACAAAAAAAGUUAUGGUACAUAUUUCACUUACAAAAAGUUGAACAAAGGGGUCAUGUACAAUAUUACCAAAAAAAGUUUGGAAGUAUCUUGAUUUAUUUGGAACAUACUUUGGUAUAUCAUGCAAUAAAUAACAAGUACAAGGGUAGAUUUGGAAGAGAAAAUCCUUUUAGUUAGCAAGCACACAACUAAAUGAUUGAGAUCCAACUAAGGACUACAAAAUCUUUGCAUUGUCCCUUAUUAUAUAUAGUAAUAUAUAUAGAGAGAGAGACUGAAAAGGUAGUAAAUGACUUGAAAUUAUCAUGAAUACUCCUACUUGUAUGCAGUUGGGCGUGAGGAAAGGUGCAUGGACCGAAGAAGAAGAUUUUCUUUUGAGAAAAUGCAUUCAAAAAUACGGUGAAGGAAAGUGGCAUCUUGUUCCUGUUAGAUCUGGUUUAAAUAGAUGCAGGAAGAGUUGCAGAUUAAGGUGGCUGAAUUAUCUAAGGCCAAAUAUAAAGAGAGGUGACUUCUCUUCUGAUGAAGUUGAUCUCAUUUUGAGGCUUCAUAAGCUUCUAGGCAACAGAUGGUCACUUAUUGCUGGUAGACUUCCAGGAAGGACAGCAAACGAUGUGAAAAAUUGCUGGAACACUCGCCUUCUCAGGAAGUUAAAUAUUGCUCCUCAGAAACAAGAGAGAAAGUGCAAAACUAUUCAUGAAAACGCCAUAAUAAAACCUCAACCUCGGAAACUUUCAACCACCAAGAAGUUGAAUUUUUCUUGGUGCAACAAUAAAAGUAUCGGAAAUGAAGAAGCAUCGACAGACAACGACAUCCAAUGGUGGGCAAAUAUAAUGGAAAAUUGCAAUGAAAUUGAAGAAGAAGCAGCAACUAAAAGAACACCAAGUUUGUUGCAAGAAGGACAAAGUGAUGGUUGGGAUGAAUUUCCUGUGGAUGACAUAUGGAAUCUACUUAAUUAGCCGAGAUAAUGAAAUGGCAGUGUAAACUUGUAAUAGGGAUAUAUUCGUCGUUUAUACUUUGUAUCCCAAUUACAAGUUGAUAGGAAAAUAGUUUUGAGUAUUCUAGAAUUACAAAGUGCAUGCGCUCUGAUGUUAUUCGCGUAAGUGCAUUGCCUUUAUAUUAUCUAGGUGUGUGCUUUUGUGGUUUUAAGGUGAUCAAGGUUAUUGUGGGAUGUGAAAGCAUUUAGUCGUUUUGAGUCUAAGAUUAUCCUUUAGUGGAGUAUCUAUUAAAUGUAAUGUUAUUUUCUAAGAGUGAAGUAUGUA
Lycium barbarum (goji berry) is the source of this 1561-nucleotide messenger RNA. Its product is annotated as transcription factor MYB114-like. Bases 608 to 1258 code for a protein of 216 amino acids. NCBI's taxonomy places the organism in Eukaryota, Viridiplantae, Streptophyta, Magnoliopsida, Solanales, Solanaceae. The record is from RefSeq and is a predicted model, not a curated record. The transcript is spliced from 3 exons.